UUCGCUGGAGAUUCCUCAAAAGAACAUUUCUUUUUCCCUCUUUUUCUCUCACAAGUGAUCAUACCAGGUAAGAAGGUAUGUCGGAGACUCCGACCGAAUCAACUGAUUUGACAGAGGCUGAGGAUGGCACGCCCGUUCGGGAAGUUUGUGCCAAUGGGGUGUGCAUGCAAACAGCUGAUGUCGAAGCAAAGCUCGACGAGGGAAACAUUCAAGAAGCCGAAUCCGCUUUGCGUGAAGGGCUAUCUCUGAGUUUUGAGGAAGCACGAGCUCUACUAGGGAGGUUAGAGUACCAGAGAGGAAACGUGGAAGGUGCUCUGCGUGUGUUUGAUGGCAUUGAUCUUCACGCGGCUGUACAGAGAAUGCAACCUUCCACAGAGAAACAACAGUCUUCUAAAAAGGGGAAACCAAAGAUUGAUCCCGGAUCAGCUGUCUCGCAGCACGCUGCAAGCAUGGUGCUUGAGGCCAUCUAUUUGAAGGCCAAGUCUCUCCAAAAGCUACAAAGAUUUACUGAGGCUGGCAAUGAGUGUCAAAGCAUACUGGAUGCAGUGGAGAAAAUAUUCUCUACCGGUAUCCCUGACGUCUUAGUAGAGACUAAGCUUCAAGAAAUAGUUAGCCACGCCGUUGAGCUCCUCCCAGAGCUGCGGAAACAAGCCGGGGCCUACCCUGAGGCCAUGUCCGCUUACCGGCGAGCCCUCCUAAGCCAAUGGAACCUAGACAACGAAUGCUGCGCCAGGAUUCAGAAAGCCUUUGCCGUUUUCCUUCUAUACAGCGGAGUCGAGGCGGGCCCGCCGAGCCUGUUCGUCCAAAUCGACGGCUCCUACGUCCCCAGGAACAACCUGGAAGAGGCCAUUCUUCUCCUGAUGAUCCUCAUGCGCAAGUUUUACCUCGGGAAGGCGACGUGGGACCCAUCCGUUCUCGACCACCUUACUUUCGCUCUCUCCGUGUGUUCCCAGACGUCCGUUCUGGCAAAGCAGCUCGAAGAGGUCAUGCCGGGUACCCUUAACCGGGUCGAGAGGUGGAAGACGUUGGCCCUCUGCUACAGUGGCGCAUCCCAAAACGGAACGGCUAUGGACCUACUGAGGAAAUCGUUGCAUCCGAACGAGGACCCGGACGAUGUCAUGUCCUUAUUGUUGGCUGCCAAGGUCUGUAGCGAAGAAGACACUCACCUCGCUUCCGAGGGGGUGACCUACGCGCGUAGGGCUAUAUCCAUAUCUAUAUCUAGUAAUUCUGAAGACCUAAAAGGUGUGGGUCUUUGGAUGUUAGGGCGCUGUUUGGCAAACCAAGCGAAAACCUCUUCUUCGGAUUCGGAGAGAUCCCGCCUCCAGUCCGAAGCUCUCAAAUCGCUGGAAUCCGCCAUUGCGACGGAGAGGGAAAAUGCCAACCUGAUGUUCGAGCUCGGGGUUCAAUACGCGGAGCACCGGAAUUUGAACGUCGCGUUGCGGUACGCCAAACAGUACCUUGACGCGACGGGGGGAUCGGCGAUCAGAGGGUGGAGAUUUCUGGCGUUGGUUCUUUCCGCGCAGCAGCGGUAUUCGGAGGCGGAGGUGGUGGUCGAUGCGGCUCUGGACGAGACAUCGAAGUGGGACCAAGGGCCGCUUCUCCGACUGAAGGCCAAGCUGAAGACUAGCCAGUCGCUUCACACAAGCGCCAUUGAGACUUACCGUUGCCUUCUUGCGCUUGUCCAGGCUCAAAAGAAAUCUUAUGGCCCCCUACGGAUUGCACCUCAGGCGGAGGAAGCUAAUGUGAAUGAAUACGAGGUUUGGCAUGGUCUUGCGAAUCUUUAUUGUAGCCUUUCGCGCUGGCAAGAUGCGGAGAUAUGCUUGGGAAAAGCCAGAGCUCUCGUCGAGUACUCCCCCGAGACUCUUCAUAUAGAAGGUGUGAUGCACGAAAGGAGGGGAGAAACCAGCAAAGCCAUGGCUGCAUAUAUAAACGCUCUCUUAUUAGAACCAAACUAUGUGCCAUGCAAGAUCUUGCUCUGUGCUUUGGUCACAAAGAUGGGCCCCAAGAUGCAGCCCGUGGCCCGAACCCUGCUCUCGGACGCCCUGCGGCUCGACCCGACGAACCGGAUUGCGUGGCACUACAUGGGCUGCGUCCACCGGAACGAUGGCCGGAUUGCAGACGCCGCCGACUGUUUCCAGGCGGCUUCGAUGCUCGAGGAGUCGGAUCCCAUCGAGAGCUUCGCUUCUCUUCUUUGAAACUGCCCCGCCGCGACGAGAGGGGCAUAUUUGUCAUUGUCGUUGGCGGUGGAAAAAAUAUUCACUCGAACGAUUGUCACAAUGCAGUAAGGUCUGGGAGAGUGUGUGUACGUAGACCGUUUCCUUACUUGGGAAGUAGAGAAAAUAUUUACUUGAGAAUUGGAUUAAAUUGUUCAUUCUUUCAUUCUUUAUUUAAUUAAUGUUAGACUUAUGU
Messenger RNA from Cuscuta campestris, 2409 nucleotides. NCBI's taxonomy places the organism in Eukaryota, Viridiplantae, Streptophyta, Magnoliopsida, Solanales, Convolvulaceae. The record is from the annotation of a GenBank genome assembly.